This is a messenger RNA of Agrilus planipennis (emerald ash borer), 939 nucleotides long. Its product is annotated as glutathione S-transferase 1-like. The coding region runs from base 113 to 775 and encodes 220 amino acids. The record is from RefSeq and is a predicted model, not a curated record. The transcript is spliced from 3 exons. Gene Ontology annotation, biological process: glutathione metabolic process. Gene Ontology annotation, molecular function: glutathione transferase activity. NCBI's taxonomy places the organism in Eukaryota, Metazoa, Arthropoda, Insecta, Coleoptera, Buprestidae.
AAAUAUAAGGUUCAAGGUUGAACCAGUGGAGAAGUUAAUUUGUGAUAAUUAGUUAGUUUAAUAAAAGACAGCGAAUUAUUACAACAUUUAACGAAAUAAGUUGGAAAAUAAAAUGCCACCAACCCUUUACUAUUUUGAGGCAAGUCCUGCAGUUCGAAGUGUCCUUUUGACGUCCAAAGCCCUUGGAAUGAAUCUCAUAUUAGAACCAGUGAACAUUCUGAAAAAUGAACAUCUCCGACCCGACUACUUAAAAAUAAAUCCACAACAUACAGUUCCCACGUUGGUAGAUGAAGAUGGCUUUUCAAUUUGGGACAGUCAUGCUAUAAAUGCAUAUCUCAUUGGAAAAUAUGGGAAAGAUGAUUCCUUGUAUCCAAGAGACCCUAAGGAAAGGGCUGUAGUGGAUCAAAGACUGCAUUUUGACAGUGGAAUCCUAUUCGCAAAGUUAGAUCCCAUUACGAAAGAAAUUUGGUUUGGAGAGUCCAAAUCUAUCACCGAAAAUCACGUUGCUGCCAUAAAAGAAGCAUACUCCUUUCUAGAAACAUUCCUGUCCAUUGAAAACGAGUCUUAUAUUGCUGGAAACAGCCUGACAAUAGCAGACUUCAGCCUUAUAGCGUCUGUUACAACAAUGGAAAUGUUUGUUCCAAUUUGUCCACAAUUGUAUCCGAAGUUGACUGCUUGGAUCCAGCGAAUAGAAUCACUACCAUAUUACAAUUCAGCUAACCAAAAUGGUCUCAAUGUGUAUGCCGAAGAAGUGAAGAAACGAUGUGGACGAUAGAAUUAAUAUUAAGACUACUUAUGAUACAUAUUACGAAGUUAUUUCCUUCAAUAUUAAGAAAGGAAUAUGGAACAAAUUGUAUUACCUACAUCUAUUCAUUAUUUGACAUGUAUUUUUUAUUGUACGUUACUUGUAAGAUUUUAAUUAUAAAAAUCUAAUUAGAA